CGUGGCACCUACCAGGGAGUAACAGCAACCAUAAUGAAGCAAGGCAGUAAUCAAGCUAUGCGUUUCUUUGUCAUGGAAACAUGUAAGGACAAGUAUCGUGGUGGUGACCCAACAAAACCUGUCCCUAAACUGAUUGUUGGUUUGUUUGGUGGUUUAGCUGGUGCUGUUUCAGUUUUUGGUAAUACACCAAUUGAUGUAGUCAAAACCAGGAUGCAGGGACUUGAAGCCAGCAAGUACAAGAACACAAUGGACUGUUUCAAAAAAAUUUGGAUAAAUGAAGGACCUCGAGCGUAAGUUUUCUAUUUGUCU
Messenger RNA from Cherax quadricarinatus, 309 nucleotides. Lineage: Eukaryota; Metazoa; Arthropoda; Malacostraca; Decapoda; Parastacidae. The record is from RefSeq and is a predicted model, not a curated record.